This is a messenger RNA of Bombyx mandarina (wild silkworm), 1009 nucleotides long. RefSeq lists its product as uncharacterized. Gene Ontology annotation, biological process: regulation of transcription by RNA polymerase II; cell differentiation. Gene Ontology annotation, cellular component: nucleus. Gene Ontology annotation, molecular function: RNA polymerase II cis-regulatory region sequence-specific DNA binding; DNA-binding transcription factor activity, RNA polymerase II-specific. NCBI's taxonomy places the organism in Eukaryota, Metazoa, Arthropoda, Insecta, Lepidoptera, Bombycidae. The record is from RefSeq and is a predicted model, not a curated record.
CAUCAAGAUUAUUCCUAAAACGAGUUCUCCCGGUCGGGAGAUGAAGUGCGAGGAGGGCGAAAGUGCGCGGUCACCGCCGCCGCCGCUGCUGCCGCCGGCUUCGCUACUCGCUUGGAGUCCUAUUUUACUACCACCAUGGGGACCUGCUUUUCUACCGGCACUUUACCCGGCGGCUUUUCGUUCAGCAUUUCCUGGAUUAUUGGACAGUAUGAAGAUGCCCGGUCAGAGACCAGGCUUCCAGAUCUCCGAUAUCCUUGGACUCAAUGAAGGCAAAGGUCUAGAAAACAACACCACCCAGGGAGGGCUUGGUUGCCCUUUGGAUUUACCGUCCUAUGCACCUCCUCAUCAUCCAUAUUCACAUGAGCUUUUGAGGCAUCACCAGCCGUGGCUGUCUAUGGAUCAUCAUGAGAACAACGGUACUUUAGGCCAGCAAGCAAGUCCCGAUAGUACAUCUCGUGCUUCGGAAUUAUCUUAUGUCGGUCCGUCGGCAACAUCGCCACACCUCGCAGAGCCGCGCUCCGACCACGACCAUGAGCACGAUGAUCACGACAUCGAACAAGACGAGGAAAAUGACCACGACCACCUCAAUGCCUCAAACGAUCCCAACCUAACGCAUAAAAAACGAAAACGCCGCGUUCUCUUCUCUAAAGCACAAACGUACGAACUAGAGAGAAGAUUUCGCCAGCAGAGAUACUUAUCUGCCCCCGAAAGAGAGCAUCUGGCCAGCUUGAUUCGACUGACGCCAACGCAAGUGAAGAUUUGGUUCCAAAAUCACAGGUACAAGACGAAACGUGCUGUUCAAGAAAAAGGCGCACAUGACUUGAACGUCGGUGGAUUGAAUUCUCCACGACGUGUUGCCGUACCGGUUUUAGUAAAGGAUGGUAGACCUUGCGUCGGCAAGCCGGACGGAUUACCUCCCCUAGGUAUGGCUUUACCUCCCUACCAUCAAUCCAUGCAUCACCAACAAGUAGCGGGCCAUCCGCCUCAGUCGAGCGGCUGCUGGUGGUGA